Terrapene triunguis (Three-toed box turtle) is the source of this 1127-nucleotide messenger RNA. RefSeq names its product leukotriene B4 receptor (gene LTB4R). Gene Ontology annotation, molecular function: leukotriene receptor activity; complement receptor activity. Gene Ontology annotation, biological process: complement receptor mediated signaling pathway; inflammatory response; phospholipase C-activating G protein-coupled receptor signaling pathway. Gene Ontology annotation, cellular component: plasma membrane. The coding region runs from base 3 to 1049 and encodes 348 amino acids. The transcript has a single exon. The record is from RefSeq and is a predicted model, not a curated record. NCBI's taxonomy places the organism in Eukaryota, Metazoa, Chordata, Testudines, Emydidae.
UGAUGACCAACGCCACCUUCAACACCACCGCCCAGCCAGGCGCGCUGCCCCCGUUGCCUGGCGCCAAGCUGGGGCUGACCGUGCUCUCCUUGGCCUUCAUCCUGGGCUUCCCCGGCAACAUCUUCGUGGUGUGGAGCGCUCUCUGGCGUGUCCAGAAGCGUACGAUCACCUGCCUCCUCAUCCUCCACCUGGCCUUGGCCGACUGCGCCGUGCUGCUCACUUCCCCUUUCUUCCUUCGGCUCCUGAGCGCCGGGAAGUGGGAGUUCGGCUCCGUGGUCUGCCAGCUGUGCCACUAUGUCUGCGGCGUCAGCAUGUACGCCAGCAUCUCCCUCAUCACUCUCAUGAGCCUGGACCGCUGCUUAGCUGUCACUAAGCCCUUCAUCUCCCAGAAGAUCCGGACUGCCAUGGUGGUCAGGUCCUUGGUCUUGGCCAUCUGGAUGGUCUCUUUCCUCCUUGCCGUGCCGGUCAUUUUCUACCGCAAGCUGGUGCUUAGGGGCAGGCACCUUCUCUGUGACCUGUCCCAUCCCACCAUUGGCCACCUCGUCUUCCACAACCUUUUUGAGACCCUGACCGGCUUUGUGCUGCCCUUCGCUGCCAUCAUCUGGAGCUACUGUGUCAUCGGGCGCAGGCUGCAGGAGACCCGCUUCCGGAGGAAGCGCCGCACCAACCGGCUCAUUGUGCUGAUUGUGGCCGCCUUCGCCCUCUUCUGGCUACCCUUCCACGUGGUGAACAUCCUAGACGUGGUUGGGGCGCUGAGCCACUCCAAGGGACUCAUCGUGGCUGGGAAGAUGGCCCGGCCCACCCUGACGGCCCUGGCUUUCUUCAGCAGCAGCGUCAACCCCAUCCUCUAUGCCUUCACCGGUGGUGCCUUGAUCAAGUCGGCUGGCAUAGGCUUCAUGGCCAAGCUCUUUGAGGGGACGGCCUCAGAGAUGUCCAGCACGCGGAUUGGGACGGGGCGGACCAUCCAGCGGCGCGAGGAGGCCAAGUUGGAGAUGGUGCAGGAUGGGAACCCAGAGAGCAUCACCCUUUCCACCAACCCGCUGGAGUAGCCCUCGGCCAUGUGGGACAGGCACUCCGACAAUCCCACUGCAUCCACCAACACCCUGGACUAGCACUAGGGCACGUGG